Molecule: messenger RNA, 1028 nt
Organism: Anoplopoma fimbria (sablefish)
Lineage: Eukaryota; Metazoa; Chordata; Actinopteri; Perciformes; Anoplopomatidae
Product: dynactin subunit 6-like
Exons: 8
Coding region: 158-805 (215 amino acids)
Biological process (GO): mitotic spindle organization
Cellular component (GO): dynactin complex
Molecular function (GO): dynein complex binding
Source: RefSeq, a predicted model, not a curated record
GACGAGGGUCAAAGUACAUCGGUGACGCUUUACUUAGUUACCUGUCUGUCGCCGGUCACUAGGCUGUCUGUUACUAUGACUUUGGACGUUUCUCAAGUGAGCAGAACUCUCCUCAACCCCGACCUUUAACCAGAUAAUCACCAUGAGCGACUGACGCAUGCGCACUGCGAUGCGACAGCAAGGACACCCAAUCGAUAACCGAGUGAUUCAUCCGUGCGCCUCCCUUCUGAUUCCAUCCGUCACAAUGGCUGAUAAACAGAAAAGUGUCAAAAUAGCAGCUGGAGCCGUAGUGUGUGUCGAAAGUGAAAUCAGAGGAGAUGUCACCAUAGGCCCCAGGACAGUAGUCCACCCAAAAGCUCGCAUCAUCGCAGAGGCAGGACCCAUCGUGAUUGGAGAGGGCAAUCUGAUCGAGGAGCAAGCUCUGAUCAUUAACGGUUACCCAGAAAACAUCACACCAGAGUCCGAGGUGGAACCAAAGACGAUGACCAUUGGCAUGAACAAUGUGUUUGAAGUUGGCUGUGUAUCACAAGCCCUGAAGAUUGGUGACAACAACAUGAUUGAAUCCAAAGCUGACGUUGGCAGGAAUGUGAUCCUCACCAGUGGCUGUAUCAUCGGAGCCUUCUGUCAGGUCAACACGUGUGAGGUCAUACCUGAGAACACGGUCAUCUACGGCUCUGGAUGUAUGAGGCGGGUCCAGACGGAGAGACCGCAGCCCCAAACUCUUCAGCUCGACUUUCUGAUGAAGAUUUUGCCAAACUACCACCAUCUGAAGAAAACAGUUAAAGCCGGACACAUUGCCAGCUAGAAUGUAACUUAAUGCCUUUUGAAGUCGACUUGUAAAUGGCUAGCAAACCUGUAUUUAAAUAGGUAAUUCUGGAAUGAAGCGUGAAUGUAUAUAAUUAUAUAAUAUGUACCUAGCUUGUCACUCUCUGAGAAAUAUUUUCUACUCUAACCACAAUGCAUUUCAUCUUCAUCCUGCUGGGCUCAUGCAUCCUUUUCUAUGAUUGAUUCAUUAAAUAACCUCAGAA